Molecule: messenger RNA, 2718 nt
Organism: Pecten maximus
Lineage: Eukaryota; Metazoa; Mollusca; Bivalvia; Pectinida; Pectinidae
Product: protein FAM76B-like
Exons: 10
Coding region: 97-1395 (432 amino acids)
Source: RefSeq, a predicted model, not a curated record
UUCAAAUUUCCGGAUGAACUCCACUUCCGCUGAAGCGAAGAUAUCUGUGAAAUCGGUGAUUUUCACAGAAAAAAUCUCGUAAAAUCUACACAUAAUAUGGCAGCUUUGUUUGCAUGUACAAAAUGUCACACUAGACAUCCAUUUGAAGAAUUAUCUCAAGCCGAACAAUUGUGUAAAGAGUGCCGCAGCAAUUUCCCAGUAGUGAAAUGCACCUACUGUAGAGCCGAGUUUCAACAAGAAGACAAGAGCAAUACCAACUCCAUUUGUAAGAAGUGUGAUCAGAAUGUGAAAGUCCAUGGAAAGCCUUCGGUAUGUGAAUAUUGCAAUAUUCUCGCUGCUUUCAUCGGCAAUAAGUGUCAGAGAUGUGCCAAUUCAGAACGAAGAUGGGGUCCACCUUUAACAUGUGAGCAGUGUAAACAGAAGUGUGCAUUUGACCGCACAGAUGGCACAAGGAAAAAGGUUGAUGGGAAGUUGUUGUGUUGGUUAUGUACUCUUGCUUAUAAACGAGCUUUAGCGAAGGCAAAACAACGGAAAGAUGAGGAUAGAAAAAAUCUUGGAUCUCUAAGGCCAUCAAAAGAGAAACCGGAUAAAGCCGAAAAGUUAUUUGACAGUAUUGUGGGUAAAAAUAACAACAAGCAGGAAGACAGUUCAAAACAUGACAGUGGCGGAAGUACCAGUAGCCGGCAUAGCAAUAGUAGUCAAGGGGACAGAGUGUCCAAUGGGAGCGAGAAGGGUGUCUCCGAUGGACAGGAAGGUGCUUCCUCAAAGGAAAAGGAACAAAGAGGUCACAAACAUCACCACCACCAUCAUCAUCAUCACAAGCAUUCAAGGUCCAAAGACCAUCGCCGGUCUCAUUCAACAAAAUCAAAAUCAUCUCAUAAAUCCAGUCACUCAGACACAUCAUCUCAGACACCCCCCACAAAGAAAGCUCGUGUAGAGAUCAGUAGUGCCAACGGAAUGACACCAACAAAAAGAGAAGAUCUUGAAGUGUCAAACCUCACCGAGAAGAGCCGAUACUCGUUCUUAAGAGACAGUAGUAGUUUCUCCAUGAGCCUUUCGUCGAGUCUGUCCAUGCUGAAUGCCAGUAGUGCCACAGAUAAAGUAGACGACCCCCACAGCUCCGAGCAUCUCAUCGCCCUGCAACAACUACAGGACCAACUGGAUGCAACGCGUAAACAACUUCAGGCCAAGGAUCAGCAACUCCUCGAGAAGGACAAACAGAUAAAUGAACUCAAAGCCCAGGCUUACGAGGCAGAGAAGGAGUCCAGACUGAAGAUUCAGACCAUCCACAAACACCAUGCUGGCACACUGGAGUCACUCACGGGCAAGAACGCAGAACUAAUGAAACAAAUUAAAGAAAUGAAACCUGCCAAAGGGAAGAAUAUACGCUCCUGAUUAGAAGAGAGUUCUAGGAAGGGAGAUAAUUUACUGCGGAAGCAAAAGAUCUGUACAAAGAGUAUAUACAUAUUAACACCACCCUGUAAUUGUGAAGACCUCUUUUUCCUCCUUAACAUAUUUGUUUUAAAUCCCAGUAUUCCAUUAUUGUGCUAAAGCUUGCAGUACAGAACCAGGGACACGGUGCCAUGAUGAAUGAAUUGGACUUUGAAAGCAAGAUGAACAAAAAAGACGGUUCAUGCAGCCCUGGUCAUUUUGGAAUGUGUAUGCUUUGAUAUCCAGUUCUUAUCAAAUUAUUUGUUGGUCAUUUGUUACAGUUUGGCCAAACUAAAGGAUACAAAGGGCUUCACCAAUCCUUGACCAGAUCCUUUAACCAAGAAACUAACAUAUUUUCUUUUAUUAGGAAGACAAAAUAAAAAUAGCAUCCAUCACAUAUUUCUUUUCACAAACUCAAAGGUAUUAUGAAAGAUGAAAAAUGUAAAAUUCUUUGAAUUUGAUUAGUAAAUGCCCAAUUUGGAUAUUUUUUUCUUGAUCUACAAAUUCUAAAGAAAGCGGAUGUUGCAAGUAUUUUUUAUUUGAAAUGUGUAUAUUAUAUAAUUAUCAUAAAUAGUACUAGUAUUAUCAUGUAAUGUUUUUUUCGUAUCGUUUAUAAUUGAUGAUGUAAGAUCUCAGCGAUAUAGGUAAUUAUGGGAGGUUGUAUCACGUUUAUAGUAUUUUAUUAUAAUGCAUAAUGUUAACCUUUUUAUUGUGUAUGCCCUGGCAAUAGAAACAUGAUGACGUCAAAAGUUCACACCAUAUAUAGACAUGGUAAUAUUUUUCAUACCAAUAAAAAAUUUCAUAAAAAUUACUCAGUACAUACUUAGAUAUACUUCUGAUACUCGGAACAUUCUGUCACUGUUUAAAGGCGGCCUUUUCCGGGGGAAGAAAAGAGGACAUAUUUCAAAAUGUGAUGAAAGUCUCUAUGCUCCUGUAGUCCACAAUGUGAACAUGUAGAAGGUGGCAAGAAAAAAUUUUUGAUUUGUCCAAGAAGUAAAUUAUAGUGAAAGUUUCACAUUAAACUGUUAAUGAAAGAACCUUUGUUCCAAUUACAAUGAACUGUUUCCGUAACAUGAAAAACAUAUGUGCCAUAGUAUAAAUGGAAAAGAGUUUUUAGAAACUCUUUAAAGGUGUGUACUUGGUACUGAAAAUUUCUUCUCUUUAAAAUUAUUUGAUAUUACACAUUUGCAAUUGUGGAUAAUUCAAACCAUCUGUUUACAGUAGAAGUGAAAUCUUGGCACAUAAUGAUACUUUGAGGUUCAGAUGAUUUACAGAUUAUUUAGUGUC